AUGCCGUCUUCAUCGACAGAUACAAAGCCGACGACCGUCAACCGUAAGAAGCAGAAACGCAGACAGAAGCAGGCAGCUCGUAUGGCGGCGGAGCGUCAGUUUGAGAAUGGACAUAUUCUCGCGGAUGCCGCAGAGGAGAACAGUCCCAGUCGGACGGGACCAGAAAGCCAUCCAUCGGACGACCAUGACUACAACGACUCCGUGAACGGUGACGUGUACUACGAUGAAGAACCCCGAAUCCUGAACGCGCCUCCUCCUAUGACGACCUCUUCAACGACUAAUGCGCCAGACGACCAGUCGAAAGCAGCCGGGCGAAAGUCCAAGAAGAAGAAAGGGAAGAAAGGCCGUAGCGGUUCACAGACUCAUGGAGAUGAAAGUUCCACUCCGCUCUCUACCCCUUCGGUGUCGAUGUCGCAUCCUCUUGUUCCGCCUUUACCGCCUCAUUUUGGUUCGCGCACGAUUCUGAAGUCGACGAAAGACCGCAGCAUAUGGAACACGUCGACACAAGAAGAACGCGAGAAUAUCAAGACAUUUUGGCUCGAGUUAGGUGAGGAAGAAAGACGACAACUUGUCAAAGUGGAGAAGGACGCGGUGUUGAAGAAGAUGAAGGAGCAGCAAAAGCACUCGUGCAGUUGUACGGUGUGCGGGAGAAAGCGAACGGCCAUCGAGGAGGAGCUCGAGGUGCUUUACGAUGCCUACUACGAGGAGCUUGAACAGUAUGCGAACAACAACCAAGGCUCGUUUGAGAAUGGCCCGCCAAUCCCCCCUCCCCGGUUAUAUCACCCACCCCUGCGAUCCCCUGGCCACCACACGCGAACGCACGGUCAAUUCCAUCCCUCGCGAGGUCGAGUAGAGGUCCCUGACGAAGAUGAGGAUUUGGAGGAGGACUACGACGAAGAUGAGGAAGACGACGAGCCGUACAGCGACGAAGAUUUCGAAGAUGAGGACACACGGGCCGCUCGUGCAGAUUUCUUUGCCUUUGGAAAUAGUUUGACUGUGAAAGAUGGUAUUCUUACAGUUGCAGACGACCUUCUAAAGAACGAUGGGAAGCAUUUUAUCGACAUGAUGGAACAGCUGGCGGAACGCCGGAUGCAGCGCGAGGAGGAUACCCAGUUUGGAAUCACAGCCGGCCACCAGUCACUCCACGACGGUCAUAACCACGGACCCUAUGACGAAGAGGAUUACGAUGACGAGGAAGAAGAGGACUAUGACAGCCAGGAGGAUGAAGACUACGAGGAGGAUGAUAUGGAUGCCAUGACCGAGGAGCAACGUAUGGAGGAGGGCCGACGGAUGUUCCAAAUAUUUGCAGCGCGAAUGUUUGAGCAGCGUGUCUUAACCGCUUACCGAGAAAAGGUCGCCGAGCAACGUCAACAAAAGCUGAUAGAGGAGCUCAUGGAAGAAGAGACUCGCAACGAGCAACGGAACGCCAAGAAAGCUCGAGAAGCCCAGAAGCGCAAAGAUAAGAAGAAGCAACAAAAGCAGGCUAAGGAAGAGGAAAAGGCGCGCAGGGACGCAGAGAAGGCAGCGGAAGAGGCAGCGGCCAAAGCCGAGCAAGAAAGAAAGCUGGAGGACCAAAGGAGGAAACGAGAGGAGCAGCGCAAGAAGCGAGAAGCGGAACGGAAGGCCCAGGAAGAGGAGCGUGCCCGUAAAGAGGCCGAGAGGCAGCGGCGACUGCGGGAGGAACGAGAACGACACGCAGAGUUGGAACGAAGGCACCGCGAACAGAAAGAACAGGAAAAGAAAAAGCGGGAUGAAGUGCGACGACGAGAACAAGAGGAGCGCGAGUUGCGAGAAAAGAAGGCCCGGGUAGAACAGGCAAAGAAAGAGAGCGCCGUCAAAGCAGAUCAAGACGCGGCUGCGAAACGAGCGUCGCAGCCUGUGAUCCCCAGCAACCUGCACCAUCCACCUUCGGGCCACUUGCAGUCCCCUCAUUAUCAAGUGGCAACGCCCGUGGUCCCGAAAGCUCCCACUCCGGCUCGCCCCCGUCAACCUUCUCAGCAUGGCUCGCACACCUCGUCGCCACGAUCCCAGGCAGAACCAUCGCAAACGUCUAUCUCACCCCGAUCGAUGGUGCCAUCUCAGUCGUCAGGACCCUCGAGUGUGGCCUCCAAACAAAGCCAGGGGCAGCCCAUUUUGCAUCAUCCUCAGCCUUCAACCCCGUUGUCUCCCCUCGGCUCGAUGGGCAGAGCUCACCCACCUGGUUUCCCAGGUCCUAUCAGCGGACUACCGUCGAAUCCCCCUGGAUUGGCUGGAAUGAUUCCUCGGUCGUCAAUGGGUCCUGAAUUACCCACGUAUCCUCCGCAUACGGGUCCUCUCAUCGGCCAGUUGCGAGGCUUCCCUGCGCCCAAUGGGAUUCCAAUACCCCCAGGGAUGAACGGUACACGCCCAAUACCCCCUGGACGUGGAUUCCCACUCGACCCAGGGCAUGGUCUUCCAUUCCAUACCCAACCACCAAUGUCGGGUGCAUUCUCUGCACAUCAGGCUGGACUGUCUCAUAGCCAUUCCCGGCAGCCAUCGAACUCAUUCGAGCGAUCUCCCCGCGAAGCGCACGCCCAGAUAUUCCCUAUCUCUCGGCCUAGCCCUAUAAAGCGUCCAUCUAGUACCCAGCAAGAACAGCAGAGUGACAGCAACUGUACGAACCGAGACGUGGAUAAUCUGAGCGCGCAUUUGGGUAGCAGUGCCCUUCUUGAUGACUCUGAUAUCCCAUUCACGUCCAAUCUCUCCCAAUCACUCCCCGGCGCCACAGCUCCGGGAUCCUUACCGGGACCGACAAGAGCCAGCUUUGGAGCACCAUCGCUGUUCCCCGAUCCUCUCAGUGCAUCCAAACACGGUAAUUUCUCGGUGAAUCCCGGAGUAGGAGGCAGUACAUGGGGGGCACAGAUGCCCUUUGGUGCCUCAGCAUUCCCCGGUGCUCCGAUGUGGGGAACUGCUGUUCAUGGUAGCGGCUGGUCCAACAACAAUGCCUUCGGGUCUAGUAGCCAUCAUCGUGCGCAUACGUCUCGACCUGUUGCCGUUCGGUUGCUGGUGAUCCAGGCGUGGAAGCAACUGAAUACAAUGAGCCCGUCUAAGGGUGCAAGCGGAUAUCAUGACGCUAAACUUGUUCUUCGCCAGGUCGACCACCUCCGCUCAGCCAACGAGCCCUCGAUCUCGCUCAAGGAGAUGUUGGACAUCUGCGACACGGAAGGCAGCACGCAAAACGGGGGCGGUUCAUUCUCGAUCAAGAGCGACGAAACGGGCGACUUUGUCAAGUUCGAGCCCGACAACAACAGUGCCACCUCAGGUCACAGAGGGAGCAUUGUGCCUGGUGAGAUCGGCAGUCCUAUUCCGAGUAGCAGUAUACCGGCAUUUGGAGGGGUUGGCAGUACACCAUCGGUGCUAAGGCAGUUUUCUUCUCCACCAACUGGGUUCUAG
Molecule: messenger RNA, 3411 nt
Organism: Aspergillus tanneri
Lineage: Eukaryota; Fungi; Ascomycota; Eurotiomycetes; Eurotiales; Aspergillaceae
Gene: NST1
Product: putative stress response protein Nst1
Exons: 5
Coding region: 1-3411 (1136 amino acids)
Source: RefSeq, a predicted model, not a curated record